CCAUGCUGCCUGUCCCCAGGCUACAGGCACCGCGCCUUCUUGGGGCUAAGGAUACCAGAGAGAGAAAGUAAAAGCGAAACAACGUCCCCUUGCCAGCCAGACUGACACAGAGCUCAGAUCCGGGGCAGACCGAGCAGAGCGACCACCGCCCCCUGGCUGGAUCGGCCGCGGGCCAUGGCGUGGGCAGGGGCCUCCGCUGGGCAGCGGUGCCUGCCGCUCCUGGCUCUCGGCGGCCUGCUCCAGCUGGCAGAAACUCUUCAAGUGCUGAUGGGAAGCAUGCCACAAAUAGUGUUACUGAAUGAUAACAUCUCCAUACCAUGCACGAUCUCUGGGUACAGUACAGAAGAACUGGAUAUCAAGAAUGUGGGAGUUACCUGGUAUCUUAAGACUCCGAGAGCAGACCAAAAAGAGGAAGUAUUCACAUUUCUCACAGGAGACCAUAUUCCCCAUAGAAAUGGAGCCAGUAUGUCUGACAGUGACCUGAGAAGAGGAAAUGCUGCACUCUCUCUACCACAGAUACAGUUUAAGGAAGCAGGAACAUAUACCUGCCAAGUUACUGUCACCCCUUUUGGUGCUCAGGGAACAGCUGUUUUAGAGGUAGUUGCUCAACCAACUGUCAGCCUGUCUCCAAAGGAAGUUACAAUAGAAAGUGACAAGGAGAAGACUCUGUCAUGUGAAGUCAAUAAGUUCUAUCCAAAUUUGGUUGACAUUAAGUGGAUGAUGAUUUCAAAGAAUAACCAGGACAGUAGCAUAGCAGCAGAGGAUAUUUGCACAGGAGCCUUUGUAGAAAAUGAAGAUGGCACAUUUAAUGUCACUAGUAAAUUAAGGCUGCAACCGUCUUUGCAAGAUAAUGGAAAUGUCUAUAGAUGUAUUGUGAGUCACAAAACAUUUCCUGCCGAGUUACUUCUCAGUAGCACCUUGACUGUCACAGCCCCCAGGUCCGAUUCAAGCAUUUUAAUUGGAGCAGUCGCUGGAACAAUAAUAGCCUGUAUUAUUGUGCUUGGUUUGGGAGUUUUCGUGUACGAUAAGUAUUUUAAGAAAAUUCCACCAACAAUAAUUACAUUCGUAGGGGAUGUGGAAAUGAAGCAUUCAGAAGACACUUCUUUGUAUUGUCAAUUUUCUGGCUUUCGUCCAAAACCUAUAACUGUAGAUUUUUUUCUGAAAAAGUAUCAACAAGAACAAAAGGAGAGAAUUUACUAUUGGAACAGUGAAAAGGAUGUCAUCGAACGAGAUAAGGAAAGUGCUGCUCUCCUGUCUACGUCAAAGAAUUUUCAGUUUCAGAUAUAUUUGAAGUCACUAGAUAAUGGCACUUUUGAAGUUCCAUGCAUCAUUCGUAUAUCUCCAAAUGUUCAUGAGCUAAACAAGGCAGAACUUUCUCUUGAAAUUAUGCACGAGGCCCUUCAGCAACGUCCUGCUAUGGCAAAAACAGAACUGAAGGUCAUAGCUGUGCCAGUGUUGGAUCCAAUCCUGUGUUCAACAGAUGUGCCGAGACCAGAUGAGCCUAUAACUUUGACUUGCAGAAUUCAUUCUUUUUUCCCUGAAACAAUUGAAUUGACUUGGUAUAAAGAUGAUAUUCAAGUGCCAGAGAAACCCUUCAUUAGUGAUGUCACAAGUGGACCAGAUGGACUUUUCUUCUGCACCAGUAGCUUAAUAUUAUAUCUUGGAGUUGAGGACAUUGGAAGGAGAUUCAUAUGCAAAGCUAAACUUAAAGGCUCACACCAAUAUAAAGAAUCUUCUUGGAAGCUGGAAAAUUUGAUAUUUACUCCAAAAGUCUCAAAUAUUGUAUGUGAGCCCAGUACCCCUGAGAGUGGGGAGGCUGUCACAUUAUCUUGCCAGGUGACAGAUUACUACCCAGCACAGUGUCAGGUGCGCUGGAUGAGAGGCUUUGAAGAACUCACCAAGGCUGCAAUUAAAACCCCGGACCCUCAGCUUGAUAAUGCAACAAAUCUGUACCACAGAGAAAGCCAGGUGACAUUUACACCUGAACCUGAAGACCAUGCAGUAGAGUUCACUAUUGAAGUCAGACAUUGCAACAGAACUACAAAGAAGUCCUAUCCCCUCAUGUUAAAAGGUUUCCCAAGAAUUACGAGUAUUGUUCUUAGUCCAAAUAAUGCAGAGUAUGGAAAACCCCUUUCUCUGACCUGCAAAAUCAUGGAUUUCUAUCCCAACGCUAUUCAAGUCCGGUGGUUCCAGGAGAACGAUGAAAUCAGGAAGGGUUCAUCAGUACAAGCGCCAAAGCAGGAUACAAGAGGCCUUUUCUGCACAUCUUCUGCUCUUCAGCUAAUACCUUCUGCUCAAGAUUAUGGCAGAAAGAUUGGUGUAAUGGUGAUGCACAAGACUCUGACAAAGCCCAUUACAAAAAAUGUGUAUCUAAAACUCCCAGCAAAGUCUCCUGCUGUUUCUGAGAUUAGAGCAACACCUGCAUCACCCAAGGUCAACGAGACUGUCUGUCUUGAAGUUUCCAUAUCAGAUUUUGUGCCGAAAAAUAUAAAAGUUGCAUGGUAUAAAGACUGGUUAGAGUUACCUAAGGACAACCAUAACAUAGAUACUCAACUUGGAAAAAAUGGUUUAUGUUUCUCUACAUUGAAAACACAAUUUACUGCUAAUGCAUGUGAUAAUGGAAAAAUGUUCAGAUGUGAGGUAAUUCACCCAGAAACAAACUCCUGCACAGAGAAAAGGUUUAUAUUGAAACUUGAUGAUUUUUCUACCAGCACUGGAGAUAUAUCCACUCUGACUGGAUAUCAGAACCACACAUUGAGCCCUAGACCCAUCAAUCAAGAGAUUAACACCCUGAAGAUAGAGUGCAUUACUAGCAACCCAAAGGCUGGUGAGGAUGUGACACUUCACUGUUUUGUACGUGGAUGGACUACAGAGAGUACCUAUGUUUCUUGGUUUAAGGGAAAAUACCCCAUUGAAGAUGGAAUAGAGAACACAAACUGUGAGGAUAAGUCUGGUUUUAUUACUUCUGUAACUUUUAAACCUGAAGAACAGGACAAAGAAAGCAAGAUCAGAUGUGAGGUUUCUACCGAAGAGGACUCCUUUGAGGAUUCAUAUAUUUUAAAACUUGCAUAAUCUCCCUUCAGUGAAGAAUAUAGCCAUCAAACAGCAACUCUAUUUCAGUGCUUCAAGGGUUCAGUGAACAGUUACCUCAUUUUAAAAAAAAGCAUCUUUCAGGAAUUAAAACUUUAUCAACGUAUACAAAUACACUACUCAGGAGAACCAGAGUUUGAGGAAAAUAUGGACUGUUUGGGACCCAAGUUCUUCUGCAGGACUGAAGUAUUCUAGACCCCCUUUUCCCCAUCUCAAGUAUUUUUAACUUUGAUUUCUUGGCCAGAGACUGUAAUUAUCCUAUGAUAAAAGAAAAAAGGAAAAUAGUUUUAACACCAACAGAACGAAUCCUUAAUUAAAAUGCAUAUUCACCAAGACUUGGAAAAAUUAUGAAUUUUUUUUAAACUUUAUUAGUAUCUUGGACGGUUUUUAUUGUAGCAAUAGGGAAACAUAGUCUGGGAGUGAAAUUGAAGGAAAUCUCUUGGCUAUAACUGAAGGGCAACUACUUCUAUGUUCAUUCCAGCAUAAAGAUACUUUCAUUGUAUGAUGUAAAUUACCCAGAAAGAGAGGUGUAAACUUCCACAAAUUCUUGAAAAUAUUCCUUUAUAUUGUCUUAAAAUAGAGAAGGUGUUGAUACUAUAUUUGAAGAAAUUAAGGAACUCUGGAAAUGUGUUUGUGACUUGAUUUUUAGUGGUGCCGAGCACACACUGCUUUCAUUGAUUUCUGUCCUGAAUUUAACGGGUGAGCAAGAUUGGAAAUCAGUCUUUUUAAAGAUUUUGUAUAUUGUAUUUUGUAUGUUCAAAAUCACGAAUAACUUCAGUGGGCACUGCGAGAGUUUAGCCCUUUGAAAAUCAGCCUAUUAUUGUUCUUAGAUUUAUGAAACCUUUCAGAAGACCACCUGACGUACAGUUUUCGCUGCUAGUAUUCUAAAGGAAAACUAACUCAGAUGGAUGUUACACACUUUUUGUUCCUGCAUCUGCUUUUUUACCACACAUAUUUAUGGUGCUAAAUUGUAAUAUGAAACACAGUGAUAAUGCUUUAAAGUCUGCAAAAUAACACACUGUAUGAAAUGGUGGAAAAAAGUCCUCGCAGGGUGAUUUCUUACAAAUGCUCAUGAUGCCACCAGAAUAUUUUGGAUUGCAAAGGGGCUGGUGAAAAGUUUUAGCCCCAGGUUCCAGGGCUACAAAGUGAAGUUGAAUAGUUUUAGCUUGCAUAUACUGUUAAAGAGUCACACUACCUUUCAAGCACCGUGUAUGCUAAGCAGAAAUACACUAAAAUAGGAAAUAAUUUAAAUAAAAAAUGUAUUUUUCCACCCCAAUGAUCCCAUAAAAUGGAACAGACCAAAAAUCACGAGAGAACCUUAAGAGCACUCAAGCUUGUCUAAAUAUAGAAGUUUAGCAUAACAUGCAUCUUUGAAGUAAAAUAUAACCUUUAUGCCAGUGCUGAAUUACUCAGGAUGGGUUCCAGAGAACCCUCAAGAGGAGAAAACUUCUGUGUGGACACACAGCAGUUCUUGUGAAUUCCAGGACAGUUCUAACAGAGGAAUGUUUACAGUCAUAGGUAAAUUCAAGAUAAGAUUUUGCCUCUUCCUUAUGAUUUCUAGGUACCUAUGGUGAAUUCUGCAGGAUUCAGACAAUUAUUUUAUGCUAAAUUAUUCACCAUUAAUGCAAUUAUUGAUGUUAAUCCUACAAAGUGUAUAAAUGUUACCAAUCAGGGUUUUGAUUUUUUGACAUUCCCUAGGAAAAUCAACUGUCAUUUUUGCUGGGCAAGUCACAAACCACUGACCUCUUCCUGAGCCCUUAUCAUCUACAUCCCACCUGAGAAAUUUGCUAAUCUUGCCCCUACUCUUUUCAUCACCAGACAUCCAUUAUCUCCUCUCUAUCCCUUUGCCUUUGGCUCUAUUUUCCCACUCACAGGUUUCCAACCCCAAUUAAGAGGAAGAACAUAAAAAGAGCUAGGUACUCACUAGCUGAAAGAAAGAGGGGGAGUUGCAGCUGGUAACUGUUAAGGACAAAAUUGCUCUGUUGGGAUGGAGCUGGCACUUGCUCCCAGAUUGAAAGGGCCAGCUUGUGACACAGGAACCUCUUGAUGCCACCUGGCAGAAAGGCAUAGAUAGUGCAUGGCGCCUUAUAGGGAUCUCCUGGGUCAGUUAUAUGCAUAAUAAUUCAUAAAGGGUGGCAUGUGAGAUAUCUGUUAAGAGUCAUAAACCCUCAGCUCAUCAUAACCAUUUCAAAAUGUAUGUAAAGAUAAUAUUAUAAGAAGUAUGUUCUUAUACUGGAAAUUAUGUUCUUAAGGUCUGUGAGUUAAAGCAGGUCACUAUGAGGUGAUAAACAUGUUUCUUUCAGACAGGCUGGAGACACUUAUCUAUCUGUCUGGUUGUAUGCGAAGUGAAUAUUGUAGACUUCACAAUGGAUGCCUAUUUGCAUACUAAGCAACCAGAUAAUCAAAGAUUAAGAAAUUAACAAGAGAUCAUAAAAUCUACAGGAAGGAGCAUACAGCCAGAUGGUGUCUGGUUUAGGAAUAAAGAUCAAAGGGCUCUUUUGAUAUAUCUGGGGUUGCAAAGGCACACUCUAGUAUCUUUCACCUAGGAUGGAAGCUGACAGUGGGCUUGCUUCAUGAAUGAAAGAUCCCAACCAGGCAUCUGCAAUACACUGGAAGGAUCUUGGGUGAGUUUUUGCUCUUAUGACAUAAUAAUGGUCUAUUAGUUAAGUUCAGGAUCUAGUAUGUGUGUUAUGCUUUUAUUUGAUCUGUAACCAUUUGUUAAUAUUGCUGCUUGCUAUCGUUUGAAUUUCUGGUCUUGGUUCAAUAAAAUUAUACUUGCUUUCCCUAUAAA
Messenger RNA from Gopherus flavomarginatus (Mexican gopher tortoise), 5881 nucleotides. RefSeq lists its product as uncharacterized. The transcript has 11 exons. NCBI's taxonomy places the organism in Eukaryota, Metazoa, Chordata, Testudines, Testudinidae. Bases 175 to 3072 code for a protein of 965 amino acids. The record is from RefSeq and is a predicted model, not a curated record.